Messenger RNA from Erigeron canadensis, 999 nucleotides. Its product is annotated as F-box/FBD/LRR-repeat protein At1g13570-like. The transcript has 5 exons. The record is from RefSeq and is a predicted model, not a curated record. Bases 1 to 999 code for a protein of 332 amino acids. NCBI's taxonomy places the organism in Eukaryota, Viridiplantae, Streptophyta, Magnoliopsida, Asterales, Asteraceae. Gene Ontology annotation, molecular function: protein binding.
AUGAAGACUCAACGUUUGUCUUCUGAUAGAAUCACCACCCUUCCCGAAUCUAUAAUAGAAAAUAUCCUCUGCCUUGUACCGAUCAAAGAUGCAGUGAGCACGAGUGUCCUCUCGAGGGAAUGGAGAUUCAGAUGGACCACAAUCCCUAAACUCGUGUUUAGUGAGUAUGAAUUUCAAGUAUCUACCACUCUCAAUCACAUUCAGCCCAGGAAGUGUAAACUUUUCUAUGCUAUAUUCCAAGUUCUAUUGGUACACCAGGGUCCAAUACACGAGUUUGGCCUAUUCAUAAACGGAGAUGCCACCUGUGUAGAAAUUGACCGAAUAAUAGCUCAUUUGGCAAGAAACAGUACUCUUAAGAAAUUUACACUAAGCUUCAAUUUUCCACGACUGUAUAAAAUGCCAUUAUCUUUCUUCUCGUUGCAUCAUUUAACAGAUUUGAAUCUUUUUCGCUGCUAUAUUGAUUUUCAACCAGUUUCUAGUCGAUUUAGUAGCCUUACAAGAUUAUGCUUGAUCGAUGUUAGGAUAUCUACAAAAACUCUUCUACAUCUUUUUGAAGAAUAUAAUCAUAUGGUCAGUGAUGAUGACUCUACCCUUAUUGAGCUAUUCAAGUGUUUACCUAUGAUUGAAGAUCUGACUAUUUCGUAUUGGGUCUUUCAGUGUUUUGUUGAAGAUUCAUAUGCACAAGUGCUUCGAAGAACCUCAUUAAACCACCUAAAAUACUUCCGUGUUGAAGGAAUGUUUUUUACUGGCAGAAAUGACUUGCUUUUUAUAAUUAGUUUGAUGAGAUGCUCCCCGAACUUGGAGAAAUUAAAGCUGCAAAAAUACCGACAGAUGUACGUUGAUGAAGAAAAUUGUUGGAAUUCUGAUAUAGAGUCAAUUACCCCUGAAGAUUAUUCUGAUAUUUGGUUAUACAUUAGGAAUUCUCUUGCACUAUUAGGAAUUCUCUUGCACCUCCCACGUGCAUCGCCCAUGGUAGAAUCUAUGGUUAAGGAGUUGUAA